CGGCCGCUGCAAGUGCGCGCUGUGGGUGACAGACGCUGAGGACUUGAGAUCCGUUAGCUCAGUUCGUCGCGUCCUCGGAAAGUAGACGGUUCGGACGUGCUGGAGCAGGGCGACUGUGCGGUGCCGCCGAGCUGACUUCUGUUCGUCGCUGGCCCCCUCACGCCAAGUGUCGGUCAGAUGACACAUGACGUCUUUUUUUGUCUGAACACGGGAGCCGAGGGAGUGUUUGGCGUCGCUUUCACACCGCGCUGGAGGACAAGCAACCUGCUAGUGGCGGUGCUCGGCUCUGGGCUUCGCUUUCUUUGUCGCUUCUUCAGAGACAGCGGUAAAAUAAAAUUCAAGGCGAAGAAAUAACGUAUGUGCGUCAAAGGAGCAUGUCAGGGAAACACUACAAGGGGCCUGAAGUCAGUUGCUGCAUCAAAUACUUUAUAUUUGGAUUCAACAUCAUUUUCUGGUUACUUGGAAUUGCCUUUCUGGGGAUUGGACUCUGGGCAUGGAAUGAGAAGGGGGUGCUCUCCAAUAUCUCCUCAAUAACAGACCUGGGGGGCUUUGACCCAGUGUGGCUCUUCCUGGUGGUUGGAGGAGUGAUGUUCAUCUUGGGCUUUGCUGGUUGCAUUGGGGCACUCAGGGAGAACACUUUCCUACUGAAAUUUUUCUCUGUUUUCUUGGGCAUCAUAUUUUUCCUGGAGUUGACAGCAGGGGUCCUGGCCUUUGUGUUCAAAGACUGGAUUAAAGAUCAGCUAAACUUCUUCAUUAAUAACAACAUCCGAGCGUAUCGUGAUGACAUUGACCUCCAAAACCUCAUUGACUUCACCCAGGAAUAUUGGCAGUGCUGUGGAGCGUUUGGUGCUGAUGACUGGAACCUGAACAUUUAUUUUAACUGCACUGAUGCCAACCCCAGUCGAGAACGCUGCGGGGUACCCUUUUCCUGCUGUACCAAAGACCCUGCUGAAGACGUCAUAAACACCCAAUGCGGCUAUGAUGUGAGGGCAAAGACCGACAGCGAGCAGCACAACUACAUCCACACCAAAGGAUGUGUGCCGCAGUUUGAGAAGUGGCUGCAGGACAAUCUGACUGUGGUGGCUGGCAUCUUCAUUGGAAUUGCAUUGUUACAGAUCUUUGGGAUUUGCUUGGCGCAAAAUCUUGUGAGUGACAUUGAGGCUGUAAGGGCAAGCUGCCUGCAUACCUGACUCUGACAGACCCCCUGGCCCUUGACGUCGCAGAUCCCUUCAGAUGUGAAGAGGGUUUUCCAAGAUACAGCAGUAUCCGAAGCCCCCCAUUUUCACACGAUGAAGUAUCUGUAUUUAUGUUUUAUUCUUUGUCUGUAUGCAUAUAUUUAUAUAGAUGUAUGGAUAUAAAUGUAUGUUAUAUCUGUAUCUCUAUAUAUACUAUUGUAGCAGCUACAUGAUACAGAUAUUUUGAAGAAAUUAAGAUAUUGUGACAUUCUAUUUGUUCUGUGACAAGUGACAACAAGGAAGUCUCCAUGCACUGCAUGCCUACCGUCUGGCAUUUGUGUCCCAUGUGUGUCAAACACGGCAGUCAGGGCAGGCAGACAGGCAGGCACCGUUUGACAUGACCCACCGUGGAGUGGUGCCCGGCUGUCGUGCCACACUGUACAGUAGUCUGAAGCACUGACCCAACACUCGUGUCUCUCGAUUUAGUUUGCGUUUACACUGAGGGUCCAGUGAGUCCACAAGCGUCUUCCUUUUAGCUCAGAUGUGUGUAAAUUAAAACGGCCCUUUCCUCGACGGCGACAGGCAUGUUCGUUUUUCUGAGUGACGCAGAUUUCAGGUUGUCGGUCAGGCUGUGUGUAAUUUGGAGUUCUAAUCUGGUGCUCCAGUAUCUGAAUAUCAUGUCAAGCAGAAUACGCAAAAACGGUCAGGAAAGACACAAAAAAGAACAGCAGGAACUAAAUAGUGUCAAAGUAAAAGAUCGAAGACUCCAGUAUGUAUAUAAGGAAGGAAAACUGCCAAAUUUCCCAAACUACGAGAAGCACCGACGUCAAUGUGGCUUCUUCUACCCUAAAACGAGAUGUGAAAAUGUGUAUAAAAUUAACGUCAGGCCAUCGAGACGUUCUCAACAGACGCACAUCUUUAUGUACAGUAUCUAUAUCUCUAUAUCUAUACAGGUGGCACUGAGCUGACAUUUGUACAUCUCUGAGACGUCUUUAGUCACGAUUGUCACGUCUGUCCCGCCGUCGUUUCAGCUGUAAACUGCGUCAUGAAGAGAUGGCUUAGCGUGGAUUCUGGAAUUUCGUUUAACUACAAUAUUAUUAAAUAUAUUUUUCAAAUACACACGUCGUGGGACUUCACUGGUUCAUUAGGCGUAAGGAAUAGCGAAGAGUCUGCCGUUCCCUCCUGUCAGGGGGUCUUAAUGUAUUGAGGAUUUAUUUACAAAUUUAACUCCGUUUACGUUUGCUUAGUUUCUACAUUUUUUUUUUCUAAAAUAGUUAACAAAGCGUAUCCCAACUCAACUUAGCACAUUGACGUCUGUCCACAGUUGACAAUUCAACAUGCCAGUUAGUGAGUGGAGCACAAAAUAUGAGCAACAGAGCCGGAGUCCGCAGACGCACCGUCACCAACCGCGUCGUUCUGAAUUUGCUCUGCAGCUCUCUGUCCAGGGUGGUUCAUUUACUCCUUCUGCUCACUCGGCCUCUUAUGAAGGCACGUCUCUUAUUCUUACCCGUUAAUGACGUCUGUCAGAAACAACGCGCCACCUCCAUCAGUCAUCCCCAGCAGGAUGAUUCUAGCCGAUUGUCUUACUGCACGAGUCACGCUCUUCAGAUGCCGUCAGUGUCUGUAAAUGAGAAGAGAAGGUCUGCUCGGCAGAGUCCGGGCGUAACGUCAAGUUAGACAUCCUGAGCCCAGAUGAUGCCCUCUUUGGCCUUUUGUGUGUUUUCUGUAGCAACAUUUGAUUGGUGUGAUGCCACUCAGUACUCUUGUGUGCCAUUUGUGACGGGGCUGGCAAAGUGGCAGACGAUGGACAUGGAGGCCGCGUUGUCACAAAUAUUUGUAAAAAGUUUGUCUCCUUACUUUCAUAACAGACCUCCUAACUGUGCCAGUUCAGCAGUUGUCAUGUAAAUGAAAAGAAGCUGGUAAUGAAAACUGAGCAGCCGUGCAAGUCCGGGGGCAAAUGUCUGCGUCUGUUCACGUUUACACGUCCACAGCCCAGUUCAGACGGAGCCGUCCGUCCAAUACAGACACCGGGGAGCAUGUGAUGGAGGCUCGUCUGCCAGCUUGAGGAGAAUGUUCAAGAACGCAGGGCUGAGACCAUCCUGCACCUUAGGAACGCUAAAGUCAGCUUGGCCAAUGAAAUGAAGUCCCGAGUGCCUCUAGGAGGCUGUGGGCGCACUGCAUACCACCUAAUGCCAUGCAUGCCUACAGUGUCACAUCUCAUUUGGACGUGGGCAAUAGAUACUGCAGCUGUCCAAGUGGACGUUAGUUAAGGUCCUCGUGCCAGUUUGUGUCAUCGUGUUCUGCACCAGCAGACAGCACAUGGCUACCACAUGGAGACUUUAUGAUCAUAUAAAGAAGGACCCGAUGACGAUGGGGUGCAGUUUGCUGACCUCGUUUAGUUUUCAUAGUCAGGUGGGCCUUUGAGCUGCUGGCCUUCUACUGAAAAUUGUUGUGAUGUUUUGAUGGAGUAGAAGAGCAGGACAGCGGAGGAGGCUUACUGUCCCAUUGUCGAUUAUUUCUCGUAGUCCUCGUCCACAGCGGCUGUCGUGACCCCAGCCUGCUCGCCCCUCAUUACCUGAACCCGCUCUGUGGAUGCUUUCAUGUUAAGUGGGCGCUCGCUGCUUCAGCCCUUUAGGAUUUUAUCUAAUUUAAAGUGCCGCACCAGACUAACGCCGUUUCACACUUCACGCCAUUUUAACUUUAAAUGUGAGGUCCUGAUGACGUUUAGACAACUGAAAGCCUGACUUCAGCUUGUCGGCCCAUGGAGUUAUGACCCGAGUUUAAGUAGUCGAGAUGAACAGGACAGAGAUCUCAAAAUGAAAGGCUCUCAGUUGGUAAAAAUAGUCACCUUGUGACUGGUCAGAGUGGAGCUAGGAUUACUUUUAGCUUUCUGCAAUUCACCAGUGACAGGUCAGAAUGGAAAUUUCUGGAACGUAUUGGCCGACGUUUGCAAACGAGGGGCUUUGCCCGUUGCCCUGUUGAAGAGAUCUGUAAUUCUGUCUUGUUAAAAUGCCCCCGUUGGUCUCUCGCGCUCAUAUCCACUUAUGAUAUUUGUAGUGUGGUGAGUUCCACUUAGUCUAAAUGUCACCGCUAGGGACAAAUGUGCCAUUUUACAGAAGUACAAGUGGAGUUUGAGACUCCCGGCAGAUUUGUGAACUGGCCCCUUAGGCGUGAGGGUGGCCACCCACCAAUGGCCUGGCACCCUGUCCACCCGUCGUUUCUGCCCUGGACAAGCAGGUUGGGAAAAUGGAUGGAUGGACAUGGAAGCAGGCCUGGCUGUGCAGCUUCAGUUCUGAACGUGUUGGCCUCACUCGGGCUACGUUUGUAGAAUUCUCAAUUCUGUGCCACUAACUAAGAUGGACACCCAGUUCUCUCUCUCAUCUGUAUGACCCCUGCAAUGGACUGAGGUCCCUUAACCCAUAUGCCUAUUAGUGCCAGGAUGGGCUCCGGCCCUCCAUUACCCAAUUCAAGUCUACUUCACAGACCUUUAGCAAACAUAAGAAGGCAAGCUGGCAUCCGUGCCUCCUCCACUCUCCUGGUGUGCCACGUCGUGUGCUCAUUUUUAUUCCAGCAGUUGCACAGUCGCUUUAAAUUCCGUGUUCGGUUGGACUGCCCAAGGACACACCUGUGACUUACUGUAACACUAGGAGAGCAGCACAGACACUUACACAUGGCACAUGCCUGGCACCACCAUGGCUGCAUCACCACACAGUCCCCUGCACCGAUGUCUCGGCAUUCUAUUCACUAAUUAGUCUCCUCUGCUUGGCAUUGCUGCCUCAUGCCUGGACUGACUCCAGCUGCCUUGUGAGCCCGACUGGCAUGGCACACGGGUGACAGGUAGAGGGUUCUUUGUGGUCAGGGUGACGGCAGUCCCAGGUGUAUCUCGUCGAUUGUCAUGUCACGUCUUUUGGUGCUUUUACUUGAAGCCACUUGGGAAAUCAAACAGAAGAAGCUGGCACUGUGAGUUUCCAGGGUGGAGGCAGUCAUUGGCCUGCUGCGCCAACUGGAAAAGGAACUUGUGCCCAUUAGUAAGGUCCCCCUCCAGCCAGGUCUGGUGCUCAGGCGUAGCUGGGGGCACACAGGCGGGCAGUAGCAGCAGGGAGACGCUUUCACAAAACGCUGCAUUUGAGUCCAAAGAGCUCACUCAGGACUGUGACCGUGCGGCGCCAGGACCCGUAAAGACACGACUUUCUUGUGCAAGAGGUGCCAACAGCGUAAACUGCAGAAUGAAACGAGUCGUCGCUCAGAUGUGACGGUUUUGCCAAAAUUGUAUCCGAGAGGUUGGCAGGCGGCUGUGUCCGAGUGCGAUGUCACGUUGGCAGGCGUGUCCCAAGUCCUCUAGUGGCGUAGUCGACGCGCUCCACUGCUGCUGCACCGACUCCUUUUUUAUACGCAGGUUUUGAUGGCUAAUCCACAAUUUUAUAUCGGAUGUGCUUUGUUUCACUUUUCUAUUGUGCUGUAAAAAUGUAUUUUGAAUUGUUCAGGGAGGAAGUUUAACUUUGAAUAAAGCAACUGAGAAAUAAAUCGAGA
Molecule: messenger RNA, 5705 nt
Organism: Erpetoichthys calabaricus (reedfish)
Lineage: Eukaryota; Metazoa; Chordata; Cladistia; Polypteriformes; Polypteridae
Gene: tspan5a
Product: tetraspanin 5a
Exons: 10
Coding region: 375-1190 (271 amino acids)
Biological process (GO): protein maturation; regulation of vascular endothelial growth factor signaling pathway; protein localization to plasma membrane
Cellular component (GO): membrane
Source: RefSeq, a predicted model, not a curated record